Molecule: messenger RNA, 1625 nt
Organism: Cicer arietinum (chickpea)
Lineage: Eukaryota; Viridiplantae; Streptophyta; Magnoliopsida; Fabales; Fabaceae
Product: shewanella-like protein phosphatase 2
Molecular function (GO): hydrolase activity
Source: RefSeq, a predicted model, not a curated record
CUCUUGAUUGUAUGUAUAUAAAUACAUGCAUACUAAUACACUACCUUAUUCAUUCAAAUUCCAGGGAAGAAGAUAGCCAAUAACUCAUUUUCAAAGCAAAAACCAUUCUAUAAUCGAAUCGAAAUGGAAACUGAAAAAGAGACCUCAAACUCAUUCUGCAAACACGUUCCCAAUCUCCUAUCUUCGUUCGUCGAUACCUUCGUUGACUUCUCAGUCAGCGGCCUCUUCCUCCCUUCGCCGCCGACAUCUCCGCCUCCCCCGCUUCCCACUCGCCUUCCCUCUCCGCAACGCCUGAUCGCCGUAGGUGAUCUCCACGGCGACCUUGAGAAGUCAAAGCAAGCGCUACGCCUCGCCGGCGUCAUCGACUCUUCCGACCGCUAUACCGGAGGCUCCGCCACCGUAGUCCAAGUCGGCGACGUCCUUGACCGCGGCGGCGAUGAGCUCAAAAUCCUCUACCUCCUCGAAAAGCUGAAACGCGAAGCCGCGCGAUGCGGCGGAAGCAUUAUCACAAUGAAUGGAAACCACGAGAUCAUGAACGUUGAAGGCGAUUUUCGUUACGCAACGAAAACCGGCGUUGAAGAAUUUAGGGUUUGGUUGAAAUGGUUCCGCGAAGGUAACAAAAUGAAGAGUCUCUGUCAAGGUUUGGAACGGCCGAAAGAUCCGUUAGAUGGUAUCCACGUGACGUUUCGUGGCGCAAGGAAAGAGUUUCACGAUGGGUUUCGUGCUAGGGUUGCAGCUUUAAGACCCAAUGGCCCAAUUUCUAGAAGGUUCUUUACCCAAAACGUUACCGUUUUAGUGGUUGGCGAUUCGAUUUUCGUUCACGGUGGUUUGUUGCCAGAUCACGUUUCUUAUGGUUUGGAGAAGAUAAAUGCUGAAGUUAGUGAUUGGGUUAAUGGUUCCGCCGGUAGGAUUUCGCCGCCUUAUUGCCGUGGGAGGAAUGCAGUUGUUUGGCUUAGGAAAUUCUCCGAUGAGGUUGCGGUGAAUUGUGAUUGUUCAACUCUUGAGCAUGUUCUGUCAACGAUUCCUGGUGUUAAGAGAAUGAUAAUGGGGCAUACUAUUCAGAGUGAUGGAAUUAAUGCUGUUUGUGAUAACAAGGCAAUUCGAAUUGAUGUUGGUAUGUCGAACGGAUGUGGUGGUGGUUUGCCUGAGGUUUUGGAGAUUAAUGGGACUUCAGGGGUUCGGAUAUUGACAUCAAAUCCUUUAUAUCAGAAUAAGGAAAAUGCUUCUGGAUUUGAUGUUGGGAAGGAGGAAGGGUCUGGAUUGUUGCUAACUGAACAUGGUGGACCUAGGCAAGUGGAAGUUAAAGCUUAAAAGCUUUUAACUAAUGUGCUAGUUGAAUCAUUGUUUAGAUUAAGGCAAAUGUUGCAAUAAAGGUUUCUCAUUCUUGUGCAUUGGAGAUGGAGGUAUCUCUUUCCUUUGCCUUAUUGUUUAGUGAUUAGGAUUUGGAACUUUUUAGGGGAUGUUGAUUUCUCAAUAAACUUAAGUGGAUUGCUAACAUCAUCAUUGAUCUUGUUACAUGAUAGAUUCCCGGUAGACUUAUUUGACAGUGUAAUUGAACAUGGACACAUACUUGUUUAACAAAGAUUGACAUUUUAACACUGCAGAGUGCAGAACUUACAAUUGAA